CCGCCGCGGAGGCGCAGCUACCGCGGGCUUUUUGAAAGCCACGCACGCCUAAUAGAGCAUAGGCAGCGGCUGCGGAGCAAAUUAAAACCCGGUGAAGCUUUUAAAGCACCUCCUAGCUGCCGCCCUCCGUGCGAGCAUUUCUGAAGCGCUUUGGAGCAAGCUCGUAAAGGCAAGCUUCCUCUGAUCCUGGGGAUGAUAAAGUUUAACGCUGUUAGAUGCAAGUUAAAUAGAAGACUUUACAAUGUAAUAUAAGUUAUCUUAACUAUAAGUAGAAAGCUAAUGGCAAUUUUACUCAGGCUUGGUCACUGUAGCAGAAGGACUGGCUGUAAGAUGGAGCUGCCUGGCCUUGCUUUUGCUGUUUGGAUGUUUAUUUGCUUCUAUGCAUCUGUGGAUGGCUAUCCAAGUGGAAAAGUAAGAGAAGCCUGCACUAAUAUGAUACCCUGUCAUGGUAGCUCUCCACAGCCAUCACCUGAGCACACCAUUACAGCGAAUGGGACUGAAUUUAAACCGGGGGACAAGAUAGAAGUUCAUCUGUCUGGACCUGAUUUUGAAGGAUUUUUCAUACAGGCCCGGGAUGCAGAACACCUGGAUAGCCCUGCAGUUGGUUCUUUCGUGUUAGCUGACCGGAGAAUUUCUCAGCUUCUGACAUGUGGUCGUACCAAGAAUUCAGCUGUCAGUCACACAAGUAAAGCAAAAAAGAAAUACAUAAAAGUUUAUUGGAUUGCUCCUGGGGAUGCACCAAAACGUGUACAGUUUCUAGCCACAGUUGUGAAGAAAUACAAGACUUUCUGGGUGAAGAUUCCUGGUCCUGUUGUUUCUCAGCCUAAUGUACCGUCCCCAACAACACCCUCGCAUGCAACAUCAGAGGCUACAUCAACUUCACACGCAGUUUCCUACUUAUCAAAGCCAUUUAACACCUCAGGCUGUGGAAGUACAAAGUUCUGCAUUAGGAACCCUUCAAACUGUGAUCCUGAAAGUGCAUCCUGUUUUUUUCUAUCCUUUCAACAUGAGAAGAGUUCAGUAUUUAUUGAAAUGAGUGGUCCAAGUGAAGGAUAUUUAGCAUUUGCAUUGUCCCAUGACCAGUGGAUGGGUGGUGAUGACGCAUAUCUGUGCAUUAAUGAGGACCAUCGCGUUCAUGUAAGCACUGCCUUUCUGAAGGGGCGAAGUCCUCCUGUUUUGGAUUCAGAGAAUGCCCUUGAAGAUGUGUCAUGGAGGCUUGUGGAUGGUGUUCUUCAAUGUUCUUUCAGAAGGAGUAUUCGUCUUCCUGCUUAUAAAGGGAGAUUUAAUCUGGAUGCCAGUUACUACAUCUUCCUGGCAGAUGGGGAAGCCAGUGAAGGUGGACUGAUAUAUAAACAUCAUCGUCAGCCUCUGAUCACCGAUGGAAUAUACAAUGUCACAGGCCUUCCUCAGGACAUUGGAGGUUCCCGGUCCCCACGACUUAUCAAGGCUCAUGGAGCGCUAAUGUUUGUUGCUUGGAUUACCACAGUUAGUAUUGGUGUGAUUGUUGCACGAUUCUUCAAACCUGUCUGGUCUCAUUCAUUCCUGUUUGGAAAGGAGAUGUGGUUUCAGGUGCAUCGUAUGCUUAUGUUGACCACAGUCAUGCUUACAAGCAUUUCUUUUGUAUUGCCCUUUAUAUACCGAGGAGGUUGGAGCCAACAAGCGGGUUUUCAUCCCUAUCUCGGCUGUACCGUGAUGGCUCUGACAAUCGUUCAACCGCUUAUGGCAGGCUUCAGACCAUCUCGUCAUGCACCAAGGAGGCAAUUGUUUAACUGGUUUCACUGGAGUACUGGUACAACAGCUAGAAUACUAGCUGUGGUGACUAUGUUCUUGGGAAUGGAUCUACCAGCUCUUGACCUACCAGACCCAUGGGACACCUAUACAAUGAUUGGUUUUGUAGCUUGGCAUGUUGGUAUUGAUGUUCUUCUGGAAGUACACAGCUACUGUCUCGUACGUAAAGUUGAAGUGAUAGAGGAUGACAGAGUACAGAUCCUGCAGUCGCUUACAUCUGCAGAAGGAGAGGGCCGUCUGUUUAAACAGGUUGUGUUAACCAUCUAUGUCUGUGGAAAUAUAGUAUUCCUCACUGCCUUCCUGGCAGCAAUCAACCAAAUAUGAAAUAAGUCAUUGAGAAUUUUGUGAUGAAAUAUUGUGCAGUGAGAAAAACCUGCAAGGAAUGCUUUCUAUUACAACUUUUCCCUCAACACCUCCCUGAAGACGUAAUCGAAGAAUAAGAGCAUGUGUGCAUCAUGCUCAACGUUGGGGAGGACUUGAAUUCAAAUCUACAGAAGGAUGCUGCAUCCUGCAAAAGCUGUUUUCUGAUGCAACUUUUAAUGGAAGUCUUUGCCUGAGUAAGGAAUGAAGUCUCUAUUUUUAAGUGCAGUAAUUAAUUUGAUUGAAGCUUAUGGGUUAAGACGACUGAGAAGAUGUGCUGAAAAUGCUGUUUUGAUAGCGAGUUCUCUAAAACUUUUGUGAAUAUUGUUGGGAAAACUGGAAAGAUUGGUCUGGAGCCUCACCGUAUCUGUUGACUUUACUGUAUUCUAAUGGCGUGCAGUGUGAGAACUUCUGGCUCAUGACAGUUUUGUGCAUUAAAAAAAAAAAACAACCAAACAAACCUUAGUGAAAAACUGUCACAACUGCAGACUGAUGCAUGAGCUAAAUGCUGUUGUCUAUCUUUGCAGUUAAAUGCAAAAAAUAUUCUCUCUGCUCUAAGAGCAGUACACUUACACAAGCAUAUGGGUUUGGGAACUUCAGUCCUUUAGUAAAACCACCAUUUGCCUCACUCAAAAUACUAUUCUGUCCUGUCCCCCUCAGUGCUUCUAAACCACAAAGAGAAAACAUGUUUGCAGUAGAAGUGCAUUAAAACAGUUGUACUUACCCAAAACCUAAACAGGAAGAACAUAUGUAUGGAUGGAUUUCUGUGGUUUGCUGUCUUCGGUUGGACUUGUGAAUUACUUUUCUGCGUGAAUAAGAUGGAUUUAUGCCACCUGAUGCUUAAAUGGAAGUGAAAAUAUUUGCUCAGGAAUGUUGCAGUUGUAUUUGCACUAUUGAGUGAAAUGUAGAUUAGGAGUUGGUUUGACUUCAGCAAAAAUGGCUUCUGUUACCAUUAAGUGAGAGUCCUUUGAGCUGGCAUAUCUAGGAGACACUUAUAGUCUUUGUAAGAAAAUGGGAGGGAAUUUUUUUAGUCAACAAAAGAUUUAUCUAAAUAUAUGAACUAGUUACAGGGAAUGGAAAGAGACUGUAUUGUUUAACUUCUUUGGUUUGUGGUUUGCCUAAGUAUAGAAGGAUACUCUUGAAAUGGCAUCUCAGAAAUGAACCCUUAAUGUGCCAUGCAGUACGGUGCUUUGUAUUUGUUUUUUGCAGCUCUGAACAGUUUGCUUCCACACUUCUUCAUUUUUGAUACUGGAAAGUGUCAGUUUUUAGUUGUAAUGCUUCAAAAUGUAUCUUCAACCUAGGGCUAGUAAGCUAGCUGGGAAUAAAGGUGUAGGAGUAUUGGAUAGAAUAGUAAAUAGUGAGGCCUUGUUUCGUGUGGGCCAUUACAGCAACAUUUCUCUGCUACCUGAUGGCCAGCAUUUAUAGAGCUGGGAUUAAUCCUUUCGUCAGCAGCAGAAUGCAAAUGAAUGUAAACUGAAUUGUCCCCUUUCCUCCUGGAAGCUGGAAAAGCCCUGUGCAGAUUGGGAAAGGGGGGCUAUGAAGAAAUAUGGCAAAACCCAGGCUGAAGGGCAAGAGGUAUAUGGCUAAUUGUGUGGCUUGGUGGGUUUUUUAGAGAACUCUGAUCAUAAAAGCCUGAGAAUCACAGGCUCAUCUAGUGCUAAUAUUUUGGGGAACUCUUUUGUAUACCAUGAGUUUAUAGAAGAAAAAUCUCUCAACCUAGGCACAAUUGAUGGCUUUUAAAAUUAAAGUCAAUGUUGGAUUCUUCCAGUGAUAAAAUAGCUGCGCUGUGUGUUGUUUCAUUUGCAUGUGAAAAUGAACACAGGGUUUUUAAAACAUGAAUGUAAAUAUCUUAAUAAAAGUGUCUCUUUUACUAAGGUGAAAACACUAUCAAAUAGAAGCUAGAAAAGAACAGUCUUGCCUAGCAGCAAAAUGGAUUGUCUGUUUUCUUUGUAGAUGAUGUUUUAUAAAUUAAAGCUAUCUAAAUGCUUCCUGGCGAAACUCUUACUGAAAUUGAAUGUUCAAAUAGUUUCUUUCUGUAAUGCGGAGUUUCUUUUCCUCAAGAAGAAAAAAAA
Molecule: messenger RNA, 4220 nt
Organism: Egretta garzetta (little egret)
Lineage: Eukaryota; Metazoa; Chordata; Aves; Pelecaniformes; Ardeidae
Gene: FRRS1
Product: ferric chelate reductase 1
Exons: 17
Coding region: 280-2112 (610 amino acids)
Molecular function (GO): oxidoreductase activity, acting on metal ions
Source: RefSeq, a predicted model, not a curated record